AUGCGGCGGCGCCUGCGGCUGUUGACGGCGGCGCUGGGAGGAUGCGGGCUGCUGCUGGGCUCUGCGCUGGCGGCGGGCGACGAGCGGCUCUACGCCGCGGCGGUGAUGCCCGCGCUCCGUGCCGUCCCCCCGGAGGCCGCCCACGGCUUGGCCCUGCGCGCCGCCGCUCUCGGGCUUCUGCCGCCCGCCCGUCCCGACAGCCCCACGCUGGAGGUGCGCGUCCUCGGGCUCCGGUUCCGCAACCCGCUGGGACUGGCAGCUGGCUUUGACAAACACGGCGAGGCUGUGGAUGGGCUGUACAGGAUGGGCUUCGGCUUUGUGGAGGUGGGAACGGUCACGCCCGAGCCUCAGGAGGGCAAUCCCAAGCCCAGAGUCUUUCGGCUGGUGGAAGAUGAGGCAGUCAUUAACAGAUAUGGAUUCAACAGCCAUGGCCAUGCUGUGGUGGAGCGCAGGCUGCGGGCCCGCCAGGAGGCACAGCUCAAGCUCACAACUGUGGGAAUGCCUCUUGGAGUCAACCUGGGCAAGAACAAGAGCUCUACAGAUGCUGCAGCUGACUACGUGGCUGGAGUCCAGAAGCUGGGCCCCUUGGCUGACUACUUGGUUGUGAACGUGUCAAGCCCAAAUACUCCAGGGCUGCGGGACCUUCAGGGCAAGGCUGAGCUGCGGGACCUGCUGACCAAGGUGCUGGCAGAGAGGGACAUGCUGUCAUGUGAGCGUAAGCCAGCCGUGCUGGUGAAGAUUGCCCCGGAUCUCACAGAGCAGGACAAGCAGGACAUAGCUGGUGUUGUGUGUGAGGUUGGUGUGGAUGGACUGAUUGUCAGCAACACCACCAUCAGUCGCCCCAGUGGCCUCCAGAGCACACAGCGCCUGGAGUCUGGGGGUCUCAGUGGGAAGCCCCUGCGGGAGCUCUCCACACAGACAGUGCGGGAGAUGUAUGCCCUCACCCACGGCCGGGUGCCCAUCAUUGGGGUGGGUGGGGUGAGCAGUGGCCGUGAUGCUUUGGAGAAGAUCCGUGCUGGAGCUUCGCUUGUACAGAUGUACACAGCAUUAGUGUACUUUGGGCCCCCAGUGGUGGGGGCCGUGAAACGGGAGCUGGAGGAGCUGCUGAGGGAACAGGGGUUCAAGAGCGUCAUGGAAGCAGUUGGAGCAGAUCACCGACGCUGACAGAUUGCAGGAUCGAGAUCUAGCUAAGAGGAACCAUGGCAAACCAGGAAUGGCUGUGAUGUUUCCAGAGUAGUUAGGUUGGGACUGAGCCAAUGCCCUGGUCCUGGCUCUUGAGAAGGGUCAGUAAGAGGAACUGGGGCUGUACUGGUGGGGAGCUGGGGAAGGGGUCUCUGUACUAAUGCGACUGCCCAGGGCUAUGCUUUUGGCUUUCCUGUGGGCUGUGUUCCCCAGCAGAAGCAAGUGGUGGUCAGGUUCCCCUGGGGCCAAAAAAGGCCCUUGAGGAAGGCCGGUUGUGGAGUGAUAGAACAGUCUUGUGCCCGCCUUCCCUACAGUACUGACCAGAGCCCAAGCACUGUGUUGGGUAUCCCUUCUGCCCUUCAGUUCUGGAACCUCUUCAGGUCACUCUGGCUAGUGCUGGGUCAUGCACUACAGCCUUUGGAGUGGCAUCUCUCCUCGCUUGUCCUCAUCUGCUGUCUGUACAGUGCUUUAAUAACCUGUGGGUCCUGAUCCUGACCUAGAGUUAAUAAACAUUUCUCUUACCUUG
Molecule: messenger RNA, 1708 nt
Organism: Centrocercus urophasianus (Greater sage-grouse)
Lineage: Eukaryota; Metazoa; Chordata; Aves; Galliformes; Phasianidae
Gene: DHODH
Product: dihydroorotate dehydrogenase (quinone)
Exons: 8
Coding region: 1-1164 (387 amino acids)
Biological process (GO): 'de novo' pyrimidine nucleobase biosynthetic process; pyrimidine ribonucleotide biosynthetic process
Cellular component (GO): cytoplasm; mitochondrial inner membrane
Molecular function (GO): dihydroorotate dehydrogenase activity
Source: RefSeq, a predicted model, not a curated record